Messenger RNA from Harpegnathos saltator (Jerdon's jumping ant), 1508 nucleotides. Its product is annotated as odorant receptor 4-like. Gene Ontology annotation, biological process: sensory perception of smell; detection of chemical stimulus involved in sensory perception of smell. The transcript has 6 exons. The record is from RefSeq and is a predicted model, not a curated record. Gene Ontology annotation, cellular component: plasma membrane. Gene Ontology annotation, molecular function: odorant binding; olfactory receptor activity. Lineage: Eukaryota; Metazoa; Arthropoda; Insecta; Hymenoptera; Formicidae. The coding region runs from base 249 to 1142 and encodes 297 amino acids.
AAAAAAAUAAUGUGACCUUUAGAUCUUCGAAGCCACUUAAAAAAAUAGCCCUCUGCUCUAAAUAAAAAAAAAAGAGAACACUAUUGCCAUAAGACUUCUGUACGCGUAAUUUCUAGUUCUGUCUAAUUUCAUUAGAUAAAUUCCCCUCUUACUAUCAUUUUGAAGGUAUAAGAUGUAUAAUUCUUGCCUCACCUUAUACACGAAUGCGAAUUUGAAAUACUGACACGUUACUGUUCCUUAUAGCCUUAAUGCCGCUAAUCGACAUGAUCACGAGAGACUGGAUAAAAACGAAGAUAGAUACAGAGCGAAACGUUAUGCUGCGGCAAGCCAGAAUCAGUCGCUCAUUCUCCAUGUGCGGUGGGCUCAUGAUACUCUCAACAUUGAUAUUUGGCCUUAUUCUGCCGUGUUUCGGUCUAACACUCAGGCACGUGACGAACCUGACCGAUCCUGGGAAACCAUUGCCGAUACAAUCGUACUACUUACAUGACGUUUCCAAAAGUCCCCAGUUUGAGCUGACACUUCUGAUACAAGGAGUCGGGCUAACCCUAUCGGGUCUCACUUACACCGGGGUGGACACCUUCCUUGGACUGUUGAUCUUGCACAUAUGUGGCCAGAUGGAGAAUCUGCAUAUGCGAUUAACAAAUUUGGGAAAGGACACGAAUUACAAAGCGGCGGUGAAGAAAAAUGUUAACGAUCACGUCCGACUGAUCAGAUCCAUCCAAAUAAUUGAUAAAACUUUUCAUUUAAUGCUGCUUGGUCUGUUCUUUUUAUUUGGUAUACUGUUUUGCCUUCAUGGAUUUCUAAUAAUUAAUGUUGUUAAUCAAGACGGUCAUUUAUCAUAUACACAAUUGUGUGGGUUCCUCGCCGCAAGUCUAUGCGUUUUGUUGCACACAUGUCUCUAUUGUGCGGCCGGUGAAUUUCUCGUGACACAAUCUGAGAAAGUACAUGGAGCCACAUAUAAAUCCGUCUGGUAUACUAUCGAGCCGCAGAUGGCAAGGGACUUGGCAUUAAUCAUGCUACGUGCAAAUAAGCCACUCUACAUCACAGCAGGGAAAACGUUUCCUUUGACAAUGGCUACGUUUUGCAACUUAUUGAAAACAUCGGCAGGUUAUAUCUCCGUGUUACUCGCCAAUCGAGAUUGACGACAACGAAGUUAUUCCAAAGUUUAGCCGAUACUUUAGUAUGACAAUAUAGUGAAACUAAAAUUUUUUGAGGAUGACAUCAAAAGAUCUCAAGAUUAACUGUACCAAUCUCAAUAGGAAUGGUCAUGCAAUCGAAAGCUCGCACCGAUAUUACAUAAAAAAAAUACUGUUUUUAUCAUGACUUUAGUUUGUGAAUAUUUUAACCUAAAGUUUGAUUAACGUGAAAACUCCAGAUUUAUAAAUUAUCAAUAAUGACGCAACAUUUUCAUCACAUAGUCGUAUAGUCACACUAACCUGUCAUCGAUAUAAGAGUUCCUUUGUCUAAUUUAUACCGUUUGAUUUGUGGAAAUAAUAAAAUAAAGUAUU